ACAUGGGUCCUGGAGAAACUGCUGAAGGAGAGAGAAUUUAACAGGACUAAAAUUGAACUCCGGUCCAAAGAAAUUCUCAAAGACUGAUAGAGAGAGAGCGAGAGAAAGAUGAUGAAGGAGAAAGACUCCUGGAUAGAGGACACUGAGAAGUUGAGAACAAACGCAGGCUCCAUUAGGGAGGUGAGGAAUGAGAUAAAGGUGAUGAAAGAGGAACACCUCAGAGAGACGGAGAAGUUGCCGGAGGAGAUGAAGAACCUGAGGAUGGAGGAGGAGAGACGAAAGAAAGAUGAGAAAAUCUGGAGGAAGGAACAAUGAGCGCUGGAGGAGAGGUUUAAGGAGAUGGAGAAAAAUAUCUCUGAGCUGGAGAAAGACAGGGAGAGAAUGGAGAAGGAGAGAGAAAGAGAGAGAAAGCAGAUGAGAGAAUGCAGGAAGAGGCUGCAGAUGGAGAGAGAGAAAAAGAGAGAGGAGAUAAAGGAAUACAGGGAGAGGAUGGUGAGAGAAAGAGUGGAAGAGAGAAAGGAGAUGCCUAAAUAUAUAAAGAAGGCUGAGGUGAGACAGAAGGAAAUUGAGACGGAGAGGAGGAUCAUGAUGGAGGAGAGAAAAAAGAUGGAGGAAGAGAGGGGGAAGAUGGAGGAGGAGUGGAUGAAAGAGAAGAAAUGGUUGGCGCAAUACACGCAGGAGGAGGAGGCUGAGAAGGUGGAGCUGAGGAGAAUGAUCUGGUGGAUGAGGACUGAGAGAAAUGAGGACAAAAAACAACUAAGACUCCACCAAGAUAGUCAUGAAGUGUGGAUGAGGGAGAUGGAGGAACUGAGGAGAGAGGUGGAGGAAAAGCUGGAGGAACAAAAAGAAAAGAUGGAGAGUGAAUUCAAAGAGAGGGAGCAGGCGAGACUGCGAGAGUGGGAAAGAGAGAAAGAGGUGAUGAGGAUGGAGAGUCAGAUGGAGGUGGAGAAGAUCAGAAUGGAGGCAGAGAAAGAAAGGAGGAGGAUGAAGGAGGAAAGAGAGCGAGAGCAACAGAAGCUGGCGAGGAGCAAGUCUUUACACCAACUGCAACUGGAAGCGAAGGCGUUUGCUGAGGUUGAGGCAGAAGCUGAGGAACGAUGGAGACGAAUGCUGGCGGCAUUGAGGGAGAGAACCUGUGAGGAGCUGAGGAGAAAAGAGAGGAGGAUCAAAGAGGAAGGAGAGAGCCCUGAAAGUAUGAACCUCAGAGCAAAAGACCAGCAGAGCCAGAGCAGAAGCUCCAUGGAAGCAUGUGGUGGAAAAGAGCAGAAAGAAAAGAAGAAGAGGAAGAGUGUGCUCAGCAGAUGGUGGAGGAAGUGAGGUGCAGGAGGAGAGAGGUAGAGGAAGUGAGAGCAAGAAAGAAUCAUGAUUAUUAUGAUUAUAAUGACAAAUUUAUUAUUAAUAAAUAAAACAAGUUCUGAGCCAAAUGAAUUUUACUUUCUUAUGGCCUGACAUUCAAACACAACACCAUUUAAGAAAAAUAAUGUGAGCAUUUCUUUUGUUGACUAAUUAUAAAAUUCAGAUUCAGAUGGACGGAGAGAACCUGGGAGGAGCAGAGGAGGAAGGAGAGGAGGAUUAAAGAGGACAGAACAAUCAAAGUGCCAGAGAGAGCCAGAGUAGAAGCUCCAUGGAUGGAUGCAGUAGAAAAGAAAAGAAAGGGGAGAAAAAGAAGACGAGUGUGUUCAGCAGAUGGUUUAAAGAAUGGGAGAGGAUACCUGUAGAUAAAAGAUCUUUAUUAUUAUGAUUAGUAUUAAUAAUGCUUUGUUAUUAAGAAAUGUUAUAAACCAUCCUUAAUUGUCUUUUUUUAUGACAAACUCAAAUUUGCAAAAGAAUAACCCAGAAUUUUCUUUAUCCACUGAACAGUCAAAACUGAGGACUCCAGAUGCACCUCUUGUGAUCUAGAGACGUAGCCAAUUACAAGCCAUUACACUUAAAACAAAUCAUAUUACGGGUGGGUGGGUAGACGGAGUGUUCUCUUACAACAUCGCAGCCCAAUCUGAAUAGCAAAUAAAAUGCUCUAAAGCUAAAAUGAUUAAAUGAGUUCCAACUGGAAGUCAAGCCUUAUUUAGAGGAGAAUAGAUCAAACUGCACUUUAAUGCUGGUGGUUUACCAUAUGCAUCGAGGAAAUCUCCAAGCUAAUUUAGCUGUGUUACCCACAAGCCUUCAUUUCUUUUAUUUAUUUAUUUCCUGCAAAAACGCAGAGUGUUCUAAUGCAUUGAUGCAGGGCAGCUGGUGGCCAGAAUUUGAUGUCACUCUUUGUGGUGCCAGCUCCAUUUCCAUCAGAGACAGCCAGAGUGUUGGCACAGAAAAGCAAGCAGGCAGCAAAAAGCCAUUCAUCAAUAAGAAUAAGAGGCACAGGCAAUGGGUCAACUAUUACCUUAACUGGGCAAAGAGCCACAAAGAAGAUCCUACUCUUCUAUAUAUAAACUAUGAUGUCACCAUCACUGUAUUCUCAUCACGCAGCAGACAGAUUGAGGCAGCAGUGUAAUUGUAG
Molecule: messenger RNA, 2491 nt
Organism: Colossoma macropomum (tambaqui)
Lineage: Eukaryota; Metazoa; Chordata; Actinopteri; Characiformes; Serrasalmidae
Product: trichohyalin-like
Exons: 1
Coding region: 340-1317 (325 amino acids)
Source: RefSeq, a predicted model, not a curated record